GUCCGGAGGCACUGGUUUCGAACGAAUCACUGUGUACAUGUUCUCGCUCCUAGCCAUCAGUUCCAGUAACACCGGCAGGAAGAUUUGAAUACCAAUCAAGCUAGAAACACAAACACAGUCAUCCAAGGAAUUAAGAAAUGUCUGGCAUAUCUCUAGCUGUGGCUCCUCGGACGGAGCCUGAAGAAACCGACACAGCUGCGCCACCCCAAAAAAAGCCAUUCCCCCAAAACCAACAGCGGCAACAGUCAGUGAUGGGUAACAUAAUGGAAUCACUGCGCCUUGUAGAACUCCAACUCAUAGCCUUUAUCUUAGUUUUCUCAGUCAGCGGUCUCGUCCCACUCCUCGAUCUAGUCUUCCCUGCCUUCACCACUGCCUAUGUUCUAGUUCUCUCGCGCUGGGUCUUUCCUUCCCGCGGCAGUAGUGUCGGUUCCAGGUCGCAGGAAAUUUCCCAGAGAAGUAAAUUCUUUAGGUUCUACGUGGUUUUGGGAACCACGAUAGGGCUGUUCUUGCCGCUGGCGUACGUGUUGGGUGGGUUCUCCAGGGCAGAUGACCAUGCAGUCCGGUCAGCCACACCUCACUUGUUCUUGCUCUCUUUCCAGAUACUGACUGAGAAUGUCAUUACUGGGUUGUCUUUAUUUUCCCCACCUGUGAGGGCAUUAGUGCCUUUGCUCUAUAGCGUCCGGAGGAUCUUUGUUAUCAUUGAUUGGUUAAACGACGUUUGGACUAACCAAACACUGCCUCCAAGUUCACAACUUAAGGAUAUAGCGUGGUUUUGGUUUGGAAGGAGCCUUGCAGUUGCCAAUCUAGUGUAUUUCUCAAUCAAUCUGUUUGGAUUUUUGAUUCCGAAAUUCCUUCCAAGGUCCUUCGAAAAGUAUUUCAGGGAUAGAAAUGAGAUUCAUGCCAAGAUUGAGGAGAAUAAGCGUUCUGCAGCCAUUAACAAAGCUCAACCAACAGAUAACAAGAAGGCCGAUUAGUUCUGCAUGCAUGUACUUAUAUAGUUUGGUGCCAUAGUUUCAGGACUAGAUUUUGUUCUGGUAUAUAAGCAAAAAAAAUGUAGUUUCUUUAAACAUGCUAGCUGUCUGAAUUGGUCGUUAAAAAAAAUCUCUGUUGUAUUAAUCAUGUUUGCUAAAACUUCCGCUGUAAUUUCCACUCCUUGCCUCGAUCAUGCCAAUUUUCCAAUCAAUG
Juglans regia (Persian walnut) is the source of this 1185-nucleotide messenger RNA. RefSeq lists its product as uncharacterized. Bases 138 to 974 code for a protein of 278 amino acids. The record is from RefSeq and is a predicted model, not a curated record. Lineage: Eukaryota; Viridiplantae; Streptophyta; Magnoliopsida; Fagales; Juglandaceae. The transcript is spliced from 3 exons.